Messenger RNA from Copidosoma floridanum, 1468 nucleotides. RefSeq names its product intraflagellar transport 52 (gene IFT52). Gene Ontology annotation, biological process: intraciliary transport; cilium assembly. The record is from RefSeq and is a predicted model, not a curated record. Lineage: Eukaryota; Metazoa; Arthropoda; Insecta; Hymenoptera; Encyrtidae. Gene Ontology annotation, cellular component: intraciliary transport particle B; centriole; cilium.
UGUGCUGAAAUUGUUUCCAACCCAAUAAAAUGAGUUGAGAUUAUACACUUUGGUUUUUUUUCUUCUUUUUUACGUUAAAAACAAACAAUUGCGGGACCAUGACAAUGAAUUCUUUGCCCACUUCGAAUGACAACUCGGCGAACGUCGUCAUUUUCGAUAUCUCCAAAAACGAAAAGAAACUCAACGAAGAGUACAAAGUGCUGCAGCGGAAGUUAAAACCGAAAUGGAAAUUCAUCGAGAACACAGACGUGUUAACGGCAGAGUUUCUGUCGACUGGGAAAAUUUUAAUGCUGGCUGGUCCGCGGAACAAGUUCACAGAGUUGGAAAUGAACUCGAUAAGAACGUUUAUCAACUCAGGUGGAAAUGCCUUGGUCACGCUCGGCGAGGGUGGCGAGAAAAAAUUCAACACAAACAUCAACUUUAUCCUCGAGGAAUUUGGAAUAAUGAUUAAUAACGAUUGCGUCGUGAGGAUGAGUUAUCAUCAAACUUUGCAUCCAAAGGAGUGUACCGUCAGCAAGGGCUUGUCUCACAAGUCGGUGUUUUCGAAAAAUCACGAAGACCAAGAAUUAAAGUUUUUGUAUCCGUACGGCGCAACGUUGAACGUCGUGAAACCAUCGAUAGUUGCUGUGUCGAGCGGGACGAUAACGAUUCCCACCAAUCGGCCGAUUUGCGCGUAUUUCUCUUCAAAAACAACAUCAGGAAAACUUGUGGUCUUGGGCUCGUCGAAGGUGCUUGCCGACGCUUACAUAGACAAGGAAAAAAACGACCAGCUUCGAGAAAUGAUCUUCGGGUUUUUCGAAUCCGAGCCCGUCGAAACAUCCCAGAUGCAAAGCGAUGACGCCGACUACUGGGAGUACAACUUUGUGCCCGACAUAACCCAACAAGCCGACAAACCACGGGUCUGCACUCAAGACUUGGACAGCGUCGACAUACCCAGGGAGUACACAAAAUUGUUCGAAUACGAUUUGUACUCGAUCAAUCUGGAUAUGGUGCCAGAAAGCUUGAAAGCCUACGACGAGCUCAACGUCAAGCACGAGCCACUGAGCCUGAUCGCUCCGAAUUUCGAGACUCCGUUGCCACCGGUCCAGCCCUCCGUGUUUCCUCCAACGUUUCAAGAACUUCCACCGCCAGCCUUGGAGUUGUACGAUCUGGACGAGGCUUUCAGCUCGAAUUAUUUGAAGCUCUCGCAACUGACGAACAAAUACGUCACCGACACGGACGCAACCAGCGAACGAGAAUUGGAUUACUACAUCCGCGAGUUCGGCGCUAUCAUGCUAAUCAGUAAUUUCGAGACCCUAACGGCCAAGGAAAUUUUGAAUCACGUGUUUUUGAAGAUCAGCAAUUACAAAUCAUCCCACAAUUGAUACUCGAUUGGCAAAUAUUCGUUGUUGCAUUCAUAUUUGACAGAUUGGUGAAGGUUGCGUGAUUAAAGAUGGUUAUACUUUAUUAUUUUUCAAAAACUGUGGUU